Molecule: messenger RNA, 739 nt
Organism: Solanum verrucosum
Lineage: Eukaryota; Viridiplantae; Streptophyta; Magnoliopsida; Solanales; Solanaceae
Product: ribosomal RNA-processing protein 17
Exons: 4
Coding region: 110-730 (206 amino acids)
Cellular component (GO): nucleolus
Molecular function (GO): RNA binding
Source: RefSeq, a predicted model, not a curated record
UAUGAAAUUAAAAAGUUUAGUAAAGAUAGUAGGAAAUUUGUGAAGCUAAAGAUACAACUCCAUGAAGCAUUAGUUCCAAUUUCAGGGUUUUAGGUUUUACAGAGCUGCCAUGGAAGAAGCUGAAGCUGUAUUGGGAGAUGGAGUACAAAAUCCGAGGAUACGAGGUAGACAUAUCAAGAAAAGAGCCCUCAAGAACAAAGCCCUAACUGUUUCUUUCGAUGAAAAAGACCUCAAGGAUUUUGUUACUGGGUUUCAUAAGAGAAAGAAGAAGAGAAGAAAAGAUGCCCAAGUUCAAUUGGAACAAGCCCUACGGAGAAAACGUAUUGAGGCUCGUAAAAAGAGAAAGGAGGAGAGAGAAUUUGCCAUCUUUGGUGGAGCAGCGCCUGAUUCAGCUGCUGUAACUGAUGAACCCGAUGAGGACCUUGACGUUGAAGAGGAAAAUGAGCCUAAUGCAACAGUCUCAGGUACUACAACAUAUGACAAUGGCGAUGUGCAAGUCAUCGUGACAACAAGUGAGAUCUCUCGUGAAGAAGAAGAAUCCCGAGCUCAAGUGCCACCACCAUCAUCAAUAGUUCAACAUGCUAUAGAAACUAAAAACAGCAAACAAAACAUUCCGGUAAGUAAGAAGAAACCAUUCAAGAAAUCUGCAAAAAAGAGAUCUCGACCCAAGCCACAGAAUAAGAGAGAUAAGAGGAAAGGUAAAAAGAAGAACAAGAAGCAGCAGCAGUAGCAUUGUUAU